Messenger RNA from Lymnaea stagnalis (great pond snail), 6273 nucleotides. The record is from the annotation of a GenBank genome assembly. Lineage: Eukaryota; Metazoa; Mollusca; Gastropoda; Lymnaeidae.
GGAAUACUAUAGCACCUAAUGUUUUCAUAAUUUGUGAGUAUGAUGCCCUACCUGAGAUCGGACAUGGAUGUGGUCACAACCUGAUAGCUCAGUUGGGCGUGGCUGCUGGCAUUGGGGUCAAGGCGGCUUUGGAAAAGUAUGGGAAACCAACAGGAAAGGUAAACUUGCCACCCAUCCCCCAGUUCUGAAUUCACAUCUUAAACCAAAAAGUACUAAAACUAAUCCUUGGUAUGUCAGAAUAGACACAUUAGUGUCAUCCAGUAAAUAUGCCCAGCAUGGAAAUCAAUAAAUCUCAGGCACAUGCAGGUAUAUUGUCAAGAAUCCUGGGUUUUCAUAGAAUGCUGUCUCUUUCUAUAAUACAUACAGGCUGAACCUGUUUGCUAAAAAAGUAAAGAAAGUAUUAAAAACAUUCUAUUAAUCUUUCUGAAUGUGAGUAUCUAAAACUGUUCAGUUCUGGAAAUUUUGUAGACUUGUUGUCAGGACCUGUAAGACCCACAUUUUUUAAGCUGUUGAUUUCACUCUAUCCAUUAUAAUUAAAAAAAAACAAAAACAAGCUUUCUUACUUAUAGUGGGAAAGGACUUUGUUUGAACAUAAAUAAUCGUUUAAAAAACUUUUACUUCUUCCUCAUAUUUGUAAAAGCUUUUAUAGCAAAGUUAUAUGUUAAGGAAAUAUUAUUUUUAUAAUGCUGGCCUUGUUUGUUUGUAACUGUGAAGGUAACAAUACUUGGAACUCCAGCAGAAGAAGGAGGUUGUGGUAAGCAAGUUCUCAUCGAUGCCGGGGCUUUCAAUGAUGCUGAUGUGGCGAUGAUGUGUCACCCAUCACACGUGAACCAAAAUGAAAUUCUCCUUGCGUCUUCAUGUAUGUAAGUGGGUUAUCGAAAUGGUUCAUUUAUAUGGAGUAAAACAUCAAGAUGUUGAUAAUUUUCGAACAUCUCACCUGUGAUGUUUUUGUGAUACUCUCCCCUAGGUGCAAGGUGACAUAUCACGGUAAAUCAGCCCAUGCCUCUGUCUUUCCAUGGGACGGGGUUAAUGCUUUAGAUGCAGCUGUCCAGGCUUAUAAUGGAUUAUCUGCUCUCAGACAGCAGAUCAAGCCAAGCUCACGACUACACAGUGAGUGACCCCCCAGUACUACACAUUACAUACACAGUGAGUGACCCCCCAGUACUACACAUUACAUACACAGUGAGUGGCCCCCCAGUACUACACAUUAGAUACACAGUAGAGACAGACCAAAUUUCGGUUUCGGUGCCAAAAGUGGCCAUUUUAUAAAUUUCCGUCAAGUUUCAGUUUCGUCAGAAACUGAAAGUUAACUUUCUGCUUAAUUUCGGUUUCAGCCGAAAGAGAAAAGUUAACUUUCGUUUUUUUUUUCAGUUUCGGCUGAAAUUGAUUGAGGUUUUCGGACAUCUAAUUCUCAGCAAAAGCGAUAUUUAACAACAAACUAAGCUACAUUUAAGAACAAACUAAACGAUCUUUAAGAACAAAUUAAGCGAUCUUUAAGAAAAAUUUAAAUGAAACAAGGGAUGAGGAAUAUAUUCCGACCACAAAGAGACAAAAAUUAUCCCUUAAAAAAGAGGAAAAGGAAAAAAAAAAUCAACACCAACUAGGCCUAGUUCAAGUUCUAGUAAUUCUGUGGCUUCAACUUCAAAGCAUAAUUCAUCUUCAUCUAAAACUAGUCAAUCUAUUAGUUCAAAUUAUUUCCCUACUGAGACAGAGUGAUCCGAAGUCCUAACAGGACAAACUGAAAACAAUUUCUGAUUUCAUCCCCUUAGAAAUCCUGGAGUUUGCCCUAAACUUCAAAACCUUGUAAACCCUACAUCUAUUAACUUUUUCAAUGAACUAUUUGAUGAUAAUGUUAAAGAUUACAUUGUUGAAUCUAUAAAUGCCUAUGCUAAAAAGAAAGUUCACAUGAACACACAUGUCUGCUGAAUCCUAUAUUCCAUGGAUACACCAGAGAUUUCAGGACAUCUAUCACUCCAUGCUACACUGUGGCGAUGAAAAUUCCGAAGGGAAAGAUAAAAUUGAACCAUUUAUGAACAUACUCUUGAAUAAGUUUAGAAAUGCAUUCUACCCUUUUCAGGAACUUAGCAUAGAUGAAAUGGUAAUAGGCUUCAAGGGCAGAUGGCAAUUCAAACAAUAUAAUGCCACUAAGCCUAGCAAAUAUCAUAUCAAGACAUUUGGCCUGUGUGAUUCCUCAAGGGGAGAUGUUGUUGAUAUUUUGACCUAUUUUGGGGCCAAUACCUCCUAUAACCCAGAAACAGAUAAAGAUGGAGGACAGGCUGUGCAAGUUUUUCAUACUUUACUGCAGCAUGUGGGUACUGGACAAAAAAUUUUUGCUGACAGAUAUUAUACGUCAAGAAAACUUGUUGAUUACCUUCUUGCCAAAAACCAAUACUACACAGGAACACUGAAUAUCAACCGCAUUGGAUUUCCACUAGACAUAAAAUCUUUAUCUUUACAACAAAAAGAGAUGAAGUGUUAUAUAAACCAAAACAAGAACAUGCUCUGUGUUGCUUUCAGGGACAAAAAGGCAAAAAAAAAUGUCAUAUUGGUGUCCACAGAUGCUAGGGUACAAGUUACCGAAACAAAAAAAAUGGAUAAACCGGAAAUGAUAGACAUUUAUAAUCACAAGAUGAAUGGCUGCGAUAAGCUAGACCAAAAAGUAACAUAUUACUGUGUUUAUGAGCGAAAAACAUUGAAAUGGUGGAAAAAGAUUUUUUUCUGGCUGUUAGAAAUUACACAGGUGAACUCGUACAUUUUGUUUUUACUCUGUCAAGCAGCAGAUGCAAACAAAGUAAAAAUGAGUCUAAAACAAUAUAAACUUAUGUUGAUGCGUCAGCUAACCGAGGAAGUAGCAUUAAAUCAAGUACUAAAAGCACCAGGAAAGGGUCCAGAGACCGGAUGCCUCGAAAAGUCUAAUGAUGCUCAACACAUUGUUGAUUUUGAUGAUAGGGACCGAUCUUGCGCAUAUUGCUCAACUGCAACAAAGCGAGUACGCACACAUUUCUAUUGUACUGGGUGUGAAGCCAAACCCCAUCUCCAUCCUAAAGGAUGCUUCAAGGCCUUUCAUUUAAAAUAAUAGCUUCAUUUGUGUAUAUAUUUAGUAAAUAUGUGAAAUAUGUGGAAAUAUUUGAGUAUAACUAUUUUUAUUGUUGAAUUUUUGAAAAAAAAAUUUAACACGUGUCUUGGGAAAGAAAUUCAUAACUUUACAAUUUCUGGAGCUACUGCAAUGAAACUUUCCAGUUGUUUUGGAUGUAUCAUAAGACUCAUUUUAAGAAAAUAUGAACUUGAUUGGAUUAUUGUUACCUGAUUUCUGAGCUGGUGAGUCAAGCAAAAAAAAUUAUUUUUUUAUAAUUUUUUACAUAAACCUGCAAUAAUACCCCCAAAAAUGUUCUUUGGGUAAUUUUCUUUAUCACUUUUUUAUACUAGAAACAUAUUCCUUUUUCAAUUACCUACAUUUGGAUAUGCAGCAUGAUAUAAUUUUGAUAAAUAGCAAAACAGAGCUUUUCAGUUUAAAAUCAUCAGGUCAAAUAGAAUUUUAGUCCCAAAAUUUUACUGCGUUCCCUUAAAAAAAUUGUGACGUAUUGAAUGGGUUAAAGAACAAACUAAGCAAUUUUUAAGAACGAACUAAAUGAUCUUUAAGAACAAAGCAAAUGAUCUUUAAUAGUAAACUAAAUGAUUUAUAAGAAUAAACUAAGCGAUCUUUAACAGAAAACUAAAUGUUCUCUAGGAACAAACUAAAAGAUCUUUGAGAACAAACUAAUCAAUCUUAAGGAACAAAAUCAAUUAUCUUUAAGAACAAACUAAGCGAUUUUCAACAACAAAAUAAGCGAUCUUUAAGAACAAAAUAAACGAUUUUUAAUAACAAAGUAAAAGAUCGAUACAAACAAACUAAAUGAUCUUUAAGAACAAAAUGAAUGAUAUUUAUGAAUAACUAAGCGAUAGUUAAGAACAAAAUUAAUGAUCUUUAAGAACAAAGUUAGCGAUCUUCAUGAACAAACUAAAUGAUCUUUUAAUAACGCAAACUAAGCAAUCUUUAAGAAAAACUGAGCGAUCUUUUUGAACAAACUAAAUGAUCUUUAAGAACAAAAUAAAAGAUCUUCAAAUAAAAACUAAGCGAUCUUUAAGAGCAAAAUAUGCGAUUUAAAAAAAAACAAAUAAACGAUUUUUAACAACAAACUAAGCGAUCUUUAUGAACAAACUAACCAAUCUUUAAGAACAAAUAAAGCGAUCAUUAACACAAAAACUGAACGAUCUUUAUCAACAAGAUGUUAUAUUAGAUUUUUAUUUAUUAAUAUUCAAGAUUAUCUAAUUUUUAAAAAAAGAAUGUAAAUAUUUAUACUUUCUCCCAUCAUUUUCGAUGUAUGCAGAAUGUAUGCGGGAACGAAUUUAAAAAUAUCUAAAUAUGUCAGUUUCGGUUUCGGCCGAAAGUCAUUUUUAACUUUCAGCCUUUCUUCGGUUUCGGCCAAAAGUCAUUUUUAAACUUUUGCCUCAUUUUCGGUUUCGGCCGAAAGUCAUUUUAAGCUUUCGGCCUAUUUUCGGCUUCGGCCGAAAUUAGAAAAUCACUUUCAGUGGGUCUCUAACACACAGUGAAUGACCCCCAGUACUACACUUACAUACACAGUGAGUGGCCCCCAGUACUACACAUUACAUACACAGUGAGUGACCCCCAGUACUACACAUUACAUUUACAGUUACAAUGAAUAUAUGUCUUAUUAAUCAUAUCCUCUCCAAAAUUCACUUUAGCAAUGAUCAAAUACACAUAUUGUAAAUAUUGAGUCUAUUGACAUUUCAUGGGUCUUCAGAACAGCAUGGCUAAUAUUAAGCAUGUUAUUGUAAUUUCUGUUGACAGCAUUGGCAUACUACUGUGAGGUCAAAUUUUGAGAGUGAAUAAAGAGGCAUUGCAAAUCCCCUCUGCAUGCAUAGGAGCCAAAAUGAUCAAUAAAUUGAUCGUGGGGCUUUAAUAUAUAGAAGAAGAAGAAGAGAUUUUGAAGUGAAACAAUUUGCUAUGAACAAAGCAGUAAAUGACCUGUGAAGUGUCAACAAAUCAAUAUUAUGAUUGUUUUAAAUAUUUUAAUGAAAACGUUCUUUUAAUGUGUGUGUAUUUCCUUAGAGAUUUUAUUCACUAAGUUUUCUACUGAACUAUUCUUAUGUAUUUUGCCUGCUAGAGCGAGUAAAUUUUAUUUAUUAUAGUCAGACAACAUGUGAGUCAAUUAAUCAAAUAAAAUCUUGAACUUUACCGUGAAUUGUAUAAAUACCAUUAAGGAGGUGAUAAUAUUUUAAUAAAUUUAUGAUCCAAAAAAUUUAAUAGUUGGCAACAAAAUCAAUGAUGUUUUACUAUUUUUGUUUUAAAGGGUUACAAUUUUUAAAUUCUUAUUUUUGUCAUUCCGAUCAAAAUAUUAAAAACAGCUGAUUGCUUAACAAUCUCUGUGGCCAGUCCAUGUUCGUAUUGUUAGAAUGACUCAUUUGACCAACUUUCAAUUAAGUAUUAUGAUUUCAGCCAUCAUCAGUAAAGGUGGAGUAUACCCCAACAUUAUUCCAGACCUGGCCGAACUUGUGCUCAUUGCAAGGUCCGGUUUAAAGAAAGAUCUGAAUGUUCUGAUUGACAAGAUCAAUGGCUGCUUUAAAGGUGCAGCAACAGCUACGGGUUGUACGGUAAAUUAUAAUUACAUGCUGUUGAUAUCUACACAGAUUCAGAUUUGUUGGUGCAUUCUUUUUCAUUUUGACAUCAAAAUAACAAUGUCUUAUACAAAUUAUAAAAUUUUUCUUAAUACUUUCUGUCUAGAAAAAAUGGCAACCAUCUUGUGUUAAGAAAAUCGCUUCCCCAAAAAUAAUAAACUUAAUCAUUUAAAUUAUAUUUUUUUCAUUAUUUAUUACUAAUAAUUGUUUCUUGCCUACAGGGUAUAUGAAGCAAUUCAAUUGGAUCUCUUCCAUUUAAAUGUUUACAAUACUGUAACUAUGUUUUAUUAGAAAGUGCAUGAUCUUUUCACAAAUAAAAAAUUUGUUGUUGACUUCCACACCAUGUAAUUUUCCCCUCCAGAUUUAUUCAUCACAUUGGGUAAAUCCAAUAAAUCUCAAUGUCUCUGGAGCUCCACACGAAGCUUUCCUUUAUUUUCAUACACUCACCUGGCAUUUGCAAUCCUCAUGCUGACAUUUUGUCUACCCAAAACAGGUUGACAUAUCUUGGGAGCCUCAUGUUUACGCUGACAUGCACCCCAACCAGGCGCUGCUGGAGGUGUACAACAAACACAUCUCACAGUUGGAGCCUGCCCGCAC